UCUGGGCCCACCACGACGGUCGCCAGCACCUCUGGUGCCACCACGAUGGUCACCAGCAGCUCUGGGCCCACCACUAUGGCCUCCAGCACCUCUGGGUUCACCACGACUGUCACCAGCACCUCUGCGCCCACCACGACGGUCGAUAGCACCUCUGUACCCACUACAAUGGUGACCAGCACCUCUGGGCCCAUCGCAAUAGUCACCAGCACCUCUGAGCCCACCACAACGGUCGCCAGCACCUCCGGGCCCACCACGACGGUCAGCAGCAGCUCUGGGCCCACCACAAUGGACACCAGCACCUCUGAACCCACAACGGUGACCAGCACCUCUGGGCCCACCGCAAUAGUCACCAGCACCUCUGAGCCCACCACAACGGUCGCCAGCACCUCCGGGCCCACCACUACGGUCAGCAGCAGCUCUGGGCCCACCACAAUGGACACCAGCACCUCUGAACCCACCACAACGGUGACCAGCACCUCUGGGCCCACCGCAAUAGUCACCAGCACCUCUGAGCCCACCACAAUGGUCGCCAGCACCUCCGGGCCCACCACGACGGUCACCAGCACCUCUGGGUCCACCACAAUGGACACCAGCACCUCUGAACCCACCACAACGGUGACCAGCACCUCUGGGCCCACCACAAUGGUCGCCAGCACCUCUGGGCCCACCACAAUGGCCACCAGCACCUCUGGGCCCACCACGACUGUCACCAGCACCACAGGGCCCACCACGACAGUCGACAGCACCUCCGGGCUCACCACGAAGGACACCAGCACCUCUGGGCCUACCACGACCGUCACCAGCACUACAGGGCCCACCACAAUGGUCGCCAGCAGCUCUGGGCCCACCACAAUGGCCGACAGCACCACUGCGCCCACUACGACGGUCACCAGCACCUCUGGACCCACGACAAAGGCGACCAGGCCCGCCACGACAGUCGCCAGCACCUCUGGGCCCACUACAACUGCUUCCAGCACCUCUGGGCCCACCUCGACACACCUCUGGACCAAUGACAACUGUCGCCAGCAGCUCUCGGCCCACCACAAUAGUCGACAGCAGCUCUGGGCCCACCGCGAUGGUCAGCAGCACUUCCGGGCCCACCACGACUGCCUCCAGCAACACUGGGCCCACGAUGAUGGUCAGCAGCACCACAGGGCCCACCACAAUGGCCACCAGCACCUCUGGGCCCACCGCGACAGUCACCAGCCUCUCUGGGCCUACCACGAUGGUCGCCAGCACUACAGGGCCCACCACGACGGUCACCAGCACCUCUGGACCCACCACGACCGUCACCAGCACCUCUGGGCCCACUACGAAGGACACCAGUACCUCUGGGCCCACCACGACAGUUGUCAGCACCCCUGGGCCCACCACGAUGGUGUCCAUUAG
Molecule: messenger RNA, 1389 nt
Organism: Falco peregrinus (peregrine falcon)
Lineage: Eukaryota; Metazoa; Chordata; Aves; Falconiformes; Falconidae
Product: mucin-2-like
Exons: 3
Source: RefSeq, a predicted model, not a curated record